AUGUUCAAAUCCGCUGUUGUCUUCCUUGCCAUCGUUGCCUGCGUUGCUGCCAAAACCGGACUCCUGGGUGCUCCUCUGGCCUACACUGCUCCACUGGCCUACUCUGCUCCCGCUGCAGUGAUCGCUGCUCCUGCUCCAGUCGUGACCGCCACCAGCAGCCAGGUGAUCGCCAGGAACUACAAUGGAAUCGCCGCCGCUCCAGUGAUUGCUCCCGUGGCUGCUCCAGUGGUCGCCAAGUACGCAACUGCUCCUCUGGCUGCUCCCAUCGCCGCCGCUCCAGUGAUUGCUCCCGUGGCUGCUCCAGUGGUCGCCAAGUACGCAGCUGCUCCUCUGGCUGCUCCUUUGGCCUAUUCCUCCCCUUGGCUUACUCCUCCCCCUUGUCUUACUCCGCCCCCUUAG
Drosophila suzukii is the source of this 399-nucleotide messenger RNA. The record is from RefSeq and is a predicted model, not a curated record. Lineage: Eukaryota; Metazoa; Arthropoda; Insecta; Diptera; Drosophilidae.